ACUUUUUCUGUAUAUUUGUUUUUUCCAUGUACAUCUGCAUCCCACUCACAGCCAUCUUCUUUGUCCAUGGGCUGCACACCAAAUCUGUAACACGGAGAGCACUUUCUCUCUGUAAAAGUGUGGGAAACAACAAGAAGGUAAGGAGAAACAAAAUACAGGCAGAGAAUAAUCAAGAAGAGGGCUACCCGCAACACAGAGAGAGGAGGAGAAGCGUUUUUGUAACUGAGUUCUCUUGAAGAUGGUCACGUUCCUUGUUCUGAAGAAAGAUAAAAAAAUGAUAUGCACCACCAGGUGCAUAGAUCCGCCGAUCCAACUGCCUCAGGAAUUGAGCUUGACAUGUGAAAUUUCAAAACAGAAGAUACGCAGUCUUUCUGAACUUCCCCAAUUUUUACUAACCCCGGUCCCAAAUAAUUUACAAGAGAAGUCUGAGUGGGGGAACUUUUUGAAUUACCUAUGUAAAAAUGACAAGGUUGCUCUUAUAAACUUUGAGCAGCAUCAGUUUUACAUUCUACCUCCUGCAUUAGUUUCAACAUCAAGUGCAGUCAAUGUUGCAUAUAAUAUAGAUUGUACAAGUUCUGUACCUACUCAUCCAAGGGAUAGUGAAUCAGCAGGUUCGCAAUUAGAGGAAUGUGGUGAACCAAAUACAGCUGAAGGUCUUAAGUUUUCUCAAGCUGAAGAAACUUGCAACGAAUUUCAAUCCAAAGGCCCUCUAAGAAAUUUCAUACGAGCAGACCCAAGUUACCUUAAAACUCUUGGCCAGGCUCAUUCUGGAUGGAUUUUUGGUGGAAUAGCUGAGCUUGUUGAUAAUUCCAAGGAUGCCAAGGCAACUAAAAUGGACAUUUUUGUAGAUAUCAUCCAGUUGAAGAAAUCACGGAAGGAUGUUCCGAUGCUGUGUCUUAUUGAUGAUGGUCAAGGGAUGAACCAUGAUGAGGUUAUGAAAAUGGUAUCUUUUGGACAUAAGCAAUCUGAUAAAGUUGACACGGACCACAUUGGCAAAUUUGGUGUUGGAUUCAAAACAGGAGCAAUGAGGCUUGGGAGAGAUGUUCUGGUUCUAACACAAACAACUACUUCUAGAUCUCUAGCUUUUCUUUCACAAUCAUUGAAUGAAGGCAAAGAUAAUAUUGAAAUUCCCAUUGUCAGCUAUUGUCGACAAGGACAACGUAUGGAGGUUGACCUAAGUAUGCAGUCUGAAGCUUUGGCAAAAUACAAUUUGAAAGCUAUUAAGGAUUUUUCACCAUUUAACAAGUAUCUUAUUGGUGAAAAGGCAGCCUUGUUUGGUACCGGUACAGGAACACAAAUAUACAUAUGGAACUUGGAUGAAUGGGGAUCAAAGUAUUGUUUAGAAUGGCAUGAUGGACUGAAAGGUGGGAGUUCUUUUCACCAAGGUGACAUUCUUAUCCGAAGCAAGAGGAUUCGUUCUCGUCCUGGCCAUAUUAGUCAAAAGGUACCAUUGGAUUACUCACUUCGAGCUUAUUUAGAAAUUAUAUUUUUAGUUCCUCGAAUGAAGAUAAGUGUACAAAGAUCAUUGGUUAAAAGUCGACCAUUAUCAAAAUUCCUUACUCAAACUGUUAUUGAAACUGGUGAAAUCUUGAGAAGGCCAGUUGAAUUAAUUAUUGGAUUUAAUCAAUUAGAGUGGGAGCGGGCAAACUGUGGAAUGUUUUUGUAUUGGCAUGGUCGCUUGAUUGAGGCUUACAAAAGAGUUGGUGGAAUGAUUCAUAGUGCAGAUGUUGGCCGGGGUGUAAUUGGUGUUGUUGAUGUGACCAAUUUAAUGGAUGACGAGGAUGGUCGGGUGUGGGUACAUAAUAACAAGCAGGGAUUCCAAGACUCAGAACAUUAUGCAUGUCUUGAGCAGUGGCUGGGUAGAAAAGCAGAUGAAUAUUGGGACAAAAAUUUUGACGCCCUUGAGUUGAACAUAGAUAAUUGUGUCUUCAAACCUGAUCAUGAGUGGGUUCAAUGUGACAAGUGCAGAAAGUGGAGAAUAUUACCUACAGAUUUUGAUAGCAGAAAUUUGCCUUUACAAUGGUUUUGUUUUAUGGAGCCUUUCAAAGGUCAAUGUUCAGAUUCUGAACAGAAGAUGGCGCUGGGCAUAGUUAAUGUUUCCACAAAGAGGUCGGGUUAUGAUUGCUUGUUGAAGGAUUCCAACGACAAAAAGGUGGAAGGUGAUAGGAAAACCUCUGGCACAGAUGAGAAAUUAAUCCAUUAUGAGGAUGUCAAAUUUCCAGCAUUAAAGCGGUUGAGAAAGGGGCCAAGAAAACGAAACCAUAGAAGUACUCCCGAUGUUGUAAGCUUCAAUUUGGACCGAACAGAUCCAGAUUCUGAAACUGAUUUGAUUGGAAGAGUUAAGUGACCGUUGAGGGUAGAAAACGUUAGUUGGGCGAGCCACAAAUCUUGUGUUUAGGACAAUUUGCUCACAAAUCCAGAAGGUGAGGCAUUGCUAGAAGACGUUAUUGAAGAAGAAAACCUGGUAAAAGUGGAGGUCAAAGCCGAGCCCUAGAGUGUUCGUUUAUUUUAGAUAUUAGUUGGUUAGUUUUUGAACGUUCGGUUAUUUGGUUUUGUAAAAGGUUUAAUAGGUUCGGAGGUCCCUAUAUUUGUGGGUUCGUUUCAAUUGAGUCCUCCAAUUUUGAAAGUGAUCAAUUUGGUCCCUAAUUUAACAAAAUUGAGUCAAUAAUACCCUUUCCGUUAAAUGCAAUGGACAUCAUUAACUUUUUAAACAUGUGGUAUGUUGAAGCAUCCUUCAAAUAAAACUGUGCCACCUGCAAAUAAAAGGAUGCCUCAACAUGCCACAUGUUUAAAAAGUUAACAUCGUCCAUUAUAUUUAACGGAAAGGGUAUUAUUGACUCAAUUUUGUUAAAUUAGGGACCAAAUUGAUCACUUUCAAAAUUGGAGGACCCAAUUGAAACGAACCCACAAAUAUAAGGACCUCCGAACCUAUUAAACCUUUUGUAAAACCGUUCGUCCUUGACUCUUAUUAUUUAUGUAGUAUUGUUUUUAGUUUUGUAUUUUAAGUCGUUCGGCUUGUGAACUCUAAUUUUAGUGUAAGACUGCAUUGUUUUACUGUUAAAUGUAAUUAAUUCUAUUAUAUGGUGA
Molecule: messenger RNA, 3087 nt
Organism: Vigna angularis (adzuki bean)
Lineage: Eukaryota; Viridiplantae; Streptophyta; Magnoliopsida; Fabales; Fabaceae
Exons: 18
Coding region: 239-2347 (702 amino acids)
Cellular component (GO): nucleus
Molecular function (GO): ATP hydrolysis activity; zinc ion binding
Source: RefSeq, a predicted model, not a curated record